Messenger RNA from Callithrix jacchus (white-tufted-ear marmoset), 6374 nucleotides. RefSeq names its product transducer of ERBB2, 2 (gene TOB2). Gene Ontology annotation, cellular component: cytoplasm; nucleus. Gene Ontology annotation, biological process: regulation of gene expression. The record is from RefSeq and is a predicted model, not a curated record. NCBI's taxonomy places the organism in Eukaryota, Metazoa, Chordata, Mammalia, Primates, Cebidae. Gene Ontology annotation, molecular function: transcription corepressor activity.
CAGGCUUUACAUACAGCAUCGUACUUAAUCCCCCACACGAGUUACAUUUUAUAGAUGAGGAAACUGAGGUUUAGUGAUGUCGAGAGUUUUGCUGCAUGAAAUUAAGAUCACACAGUAGGUAACACAACUGGGAUGUAAGUCCACCUAUUUCUAUGGCUGCCUUAAUCAAUGACUACAAAUACCAGCAUCCCUUGCCAUGCCCGCUGGUGCAAACGCACACUCCCAAGGACCCAGUUCUAACGCUGGAUCCUAAACCCAAUCAGACACCGCCUCUCUCUGUCCCCCGACCAAUGGGAAGGCUGUUGCUAACACGCCGGCUAUAUUUUUAGCUUUCGGUGAUCUGGGAGCUUGUGGGUCGGCUAAGCCUCCUGCCUGGUGGAAAGAGCUAGGGGAGAAGAGGGAAUGGGAGGGGAGAGGAGGGGAUGAGGAAGGGAAGGGUGCAGCGGGGCUGUGCGGGAGGGGGCGUGUGUGUGACGCUGUCACUCGCUGACGCACAAGGCAAGUAGUCCCUGGAGGUGCCCCUGGGGUUGCGGCGCUCCGAGUGUGGGGGAUGGGGGGACGCUCAGGUUCCCUCUCGCCUCCCAGUCUCGGUGGAGUUUGCCCUCUAGCCCUUCAUUUUUCUGCUGCAUUCAGGGAAAGUGCAUUUAAACCCCCACGCUACCGGUCUCUUUGCCCUUGCCAAAAAAAGCGAUCAAGGAAAAAAAAAUGCAAACUGUUCGUAGCUGGAAACUUUCGGAUCUCGCCACCCAACGUAGGCUUGGCGGCUGCUGCUCGGCCGGAACCGUCUGGAAUGACAAAAAAGGUGGGGGCGGGGAGGGGAGAACUGGGAAAUGGGUCAUCUAAGGAGGGACUGGGGCGAACACCCUACGCACAGUUCCUCGGGGGCUCCGGACUGCAACUUCUGGCAGGUGUCUGCCUGUGACCGCAGAACACAGCCCUCUCUAUCCCUAGCUCUGUGUCCCGCACAGUCACAAAGAGGCAGAGCAGCCCGCGUGGCCAGAGGCAGGACAGGGGGCCUCAGGGCGCGGGGCUAGUGCGCCCAGUCCUGAGUUCGCCGAGCCUCGCUCCGCCGCCCGAGGGGCCGUAGUGGCUGCGAGCCCGGCACCCCUUGCACGGUCAGGGGCUACUUCACGCCAGCGAGACUGACUAGAAGAAAUGUGGUUCUCCCGCGUGCCCCACACUGGGGUCGCCAGCCACGGAGAGCAAACCCCGGUAGAGAGAGGGGCUCGCUCCCGCGCGCCUGCGCAAAGCCGGCGCCGGGCCUCCCGACUGCUAGUAAAGGAGCCCCAGAGGCGGUGAGGGGAAGGUCUAUUGUAGCGCUCAGCUCGUUUUCCCAGCCGUCGGCCUAGUCCUCGCCUCUUCCUCCCGCACAGCGCGGCUCAGGUCCCAGAGGUCCCCCUGCCCUUCUUUCGACAUUGAGUACCCCGAGGAGGCACGAGGCGACUGUCCCCUGAGCUCCCCCUCCGCGGAAGCCGUAACUGGGGCGAUACGAGCGCCGCGGGCAGGGCCAAACACCCGGAGCUGGAGGAAGGCCCCGGGAAAUGGCUCGGGCAAAGUUCCGAACCGUGUACGCUGAGGCAGGUGCAGGGCGAAGGAGUCAGCUGGGAAGUUCCCGGAGGGUCUGGUGACUCCGUUCCUUCCCCCGUGACACUCGUCCCUCAAACAACUAAAGAAAGCACUGUGUCCGGCCUGGGAGCAACCUGGCCUCAGGCCGCCCUCAGCCCUCUCGGAGCGCCUGUCCUCAGGGAGAACACCUCACACGACGCGCACAAGUUCAGAGUGUGGCGUGGAAAUAAAAAGGAGAGCGGCGCGUCGCUGUGACGGGAGGGAAAGGCGGGAGCCGAAACGAGUAAGGCUCCGCGUGCACCAAGGGGGCGAGGAAUGGCUCCGCGCGGUACCAGCAGGCUGAGGCGCUAGGGGGGGGGCUGGCAAGUAGUCCCGGCCGGGCUCCGGCCCCGCCCCUGCAGGGCGGAGGGACGCAUCACGCAGGGGUGGGGAAGCCGGAUCCGUGCGCAGGGUUGCUAAGGGUGAAACUUUUCAUUGACUUUGCUCACUUCGGGACAGGGCGCGGGAAGGUGUGGGUUGUUAUUGGGGACACUCACUCGGGCUCGGGCGGCGCGGGGCCAGAAGGGCAGGACCGCCCGUCGGCGACAGCCCAGACCGUCUUCCGUUCCGCGACACGAACCACCCUCCAGUCCGCCAUCCCCGCGCCGUCGCCGCUGGUCCGUCCGCCUGAUCUCCGUCCCCACGCCGCCGAGCCCGACCUCCUAAGAGCUGAAAGAAAUUCUUGCGAUUCCUAGCCCAUAGCCCCCUGCUUCGUCCCCAACCCUCAACGACGAAAAGGACUUUGGUCCCCGACCGGCCGGCACCCGGGAAGGAAGGGAGAGAGACCUCCGCCCCGCGCCCAGGACCACGCUGGAGGGAGAAGCCGCCCCGAGGCCGGCAGAGUGCCCCGCCGCCGCGGAGCCCCGAGUGAAGCCGUCUGGAGCCCAAGGCUGUGCACGUGCGCUGUCCUGAUUCUCUGCCUAGGAAAGGACCAUGCAGCUAGAAAUCAAAGUGGCCCUGAACUUCAUCAUCUCCUACUUGUACAACAAGCUGCCCCGGCGCCGGGCAGACCUGUUUGGGGAAGAGCUAGAGCGGCUUUUGAAAAAGAAAUAUGAAGGCCACUGGUACCCUGAGAAGCCACUGAAGGGCUCUGGCUUCCGCUGUGUUCACAUUGGGGAGAUGGUGGACCCUGUGGUAGAGCUGGCUGCCAAGCGGAGUGGCCUAGCAGUAGAAGAUGUGCGGGCCAAUGUGCCUGAGGAGCUGAGCGUCUGGAUUGAUCCCUUUGAAGUGUCCUAUCAGAUUGGCGAGAAGGGAGCUGUGAAAGUGCUGUACCUGGAUGACAGUGAGGGCUGUGGUGCCCCAGAGCUGGACAAGGAGAUCAAGAGCAGCUUCAACCCUGAUGCCCAGGUAUUUGUGCCCAUUGGCAGCCAGGACAGCUCUCUGUCCAACUCCCCAUCACCAUCCUUUGGCCAGUCACCCAGCCCCACCUUCAUUCCCCGCUCUGCCCAGCCCAUCACUUUCACCACCGCCUCCUUCGCUGCCACCAAAUUUGGCUCCACUAAGAUGAAGAAGGGGGGCGGGGCAGCAAGUGGUGGGGGUGUAGCCAGCAGUGGGGUGGGUGGCCAGCAGCCACCACAGCAGCCUCGCAUGGCUCGCUCACCCACCAACAGCCUGCUGAAGCACAAGAGCCUCUCUCUGUCUAUGCAUUCACUGAACUUCAUCACGGCCAACCCAGCCCCUCAAUCCCAGCUCUCGCCCAAUGCCAAGGAGUUUGUGUACAACGGUGGUGGCUCACCAAGCCUAUUCUUUGAUGGGGCCGAGGGCCAGGGCAGUGGCACCACAGGCCCUUUUGGAGGCAGUGGGGCUGGCACCUGCAACACCAGCAGCUUUGACAUGGCCCAGGUAUUUGGAGGUGGUGCCAACAGCCUCUUCCUGGAGAAGACGCCCUUCGUGGAAGGCCUCAGCUACAACCUGAACACCAUGCAGUAUCCCAGCCAGCCGUUCCAGCCCGUGGUGCUGGCCAACUGACCAUCUACGUGCCCCUAGGGUCAGGAGCACCCAAGACCACAGAAAAGAGAAAGGAAAGGAAAGGUCAAAACAAGGAAAAGAAAAAUGUACAAAAAGAUUUUCAAUCUUCUCACUCUCACUUCUAGAAAAAAUGCGGUCCAGGCAUGGAAUGGGAGGGCCCCACAAAGCACCGAAGUGUGUUUUACUCACCCCCUACUGCUCGCCCACUGGCCUGUGAUUUAUUUGGUUGGUUUGGGUUUUAUAUUUCUUUUUUUUUCUUCUUCUUACAUGUAGUUUUCUAUAUAACAUCUUUAAUGAGUGGCUUCCUGUGCUAAGAAUGGUCCAGAUGUGAAUUGCUGCUCCCUGCUCCUCCCUACCUCCUUCACACUCCUGGUUUAGGAUUGGUGUGUCCAAGCUCACAGGGAAGGAAGAGCUGCAGCUGAAGCCUAAUCCUCCCUGAAACAAGGAGAGGCUGGCUCAUGUCACUGCCUCUGUCACCCACCUAUCCUUGCACUCAAAGCCUUCCAACCUCAGCAGGCCUUCUCGGGCCUCGCCACCUGAAUAGGUCUGACCCCAGUCCCUGCUCUCUUUCAGGCUGGGCCACAGGGAGCUAGCUACCAGCUGGCCACUUGACACCCUCUCCUUAGAGCUGAUGUCUGUGACUACAGGGAAGUUAGCAUUUGUCUAGUGGAACUGCUUUCAUCUCUGUCCUGUGGCCCCACCCUACCAUUCCCUCCAGUCCCAGACCAUCACCAUGGCCCUGGCCACCUGGCCAUCGAUGCAUAUGGCCUUUCUUUCCCUCAUGUGGCCCCUUCUUCCCCAGGCCAGAGGUUGUGGGUAGGGAGGGGUGUGUGUGUAUGUGUGUAUUUGGUUUGCUGUCCUUUUUUAAAGGAUUCCAAGCCAUGUGAAACUUCCCUUCUGCAUGUGAUUCUGGGUUGCAACAAGUGCUUCUUUAUGUGUGAGGCUGGGGAAUAGGCUAGGGGUAUUGGUAGUCCUUUUGCAGGGCAAUGUUCGUGGCGGCAUGACACCACUGUGGCUGAGCCUGAGACACUCCUGUAGAAAGCACUGCAGAAGGAACUGGUUUGCAGACGUGGAGGGAUCUGCACUUUUGUUUUUGACCAAAAAAAAAAAAAAAGGGUUAGCUUUGAAGGGCAGAGGGAAUACCCAAGCCCUUGAUGCCUAUGAGAAGUCCCUGGACUUCAACCCUCCUGUUGUAUGACCUUAGCUCAGUGAGAGCUGCUCACCUGAGCACCCUUAGGGGUGGGCAGGGAGGCAGAAUGGGAUUUUGGCGUUAGUGUCUGUGUGGGGCAGCCCUGAGCCUGGAGUUGAGACUUUAGGUCUCUUGGUUGGAGGCGUUAUUUGAGUGCAUUUGUGCCCCUGCCAGGUUGAGAGUUUCUCCGUACCUCUUGCCAUCACCUCUCACAGCCCUGACCCAACCCCAACCUUGAUGCUGUGAGGAGUGGUGUCCUGACAGGGAUUCAGCACUCCCAGGUGAUGCAUUGGAUCAUAGGAGAGUGCUUGCUCUUCUGCUGCUGCCAGGAGAGGGCUUGUUCCUCACACCCUAGGAGGCCAGGCAAGCAUGGACAGGAGCCAAGGGAGCAGGGUCAUGAACUUUUUCUAAAGUGGGGCACUUGGAAUCAGGGUCUCAUGACCAAAGCCCCUGGCACCACACUCACUCCAUCCUACCCAGGGACCCCAAGUAGGCAACUGCUAUGGCAGUGGGUCCAACCCAGGCCGGCACUGCCAGCCUCCUCUCCCUGCAGUAGGCACCAGCUCUACCUCCCUUGGCAGGCAAUCCCCUGGCUUCCCAGCCCAGCACCAUCUGUUCCCCUAGACUUCUCAGGAGCCAGCCCAGUCUCGGCCACCGUUUCCCUUGUCCCCGGCUCCCACACAGGUGACAGGCCCAGCAGAUAGCUUCUCUCUGGGAAAGGUUGGAUACUGCCUUAUGUCCCCUUCUAGCCCUCCCAUCCAUACACACAGGUGCCCACCCGCACCAGGUCAGCUUGUUGCUCACAUGUAGGGAGAGGGGGGAGGCCAACCCCUUUGUGUCUUUUGAAAUAUGGAGAAAAAUGUGUGUUCAGGAGCAUGACUCCAGUGCUGGGCUCUUGGGCCCAGUUCAGUCUGUCUUGUCUCAAAUCUAGGCAUUUUUGCUUCAAUUUUAUUUUUUUUAAGAAAACAAAAACAGAAAUCUGCACUAAUUUACCUGGUUUCAUAGGAAAACUUUUUUUUUUAUUUUUUACAUUUUUUGGUGUCCGUUUGUAUUGAAUAAUUUGCUACAUUUGUAAAAUGUAAGAGGUAUAUAUAAUAUAUGUAUAUUUCUAACGUAAAAAACAUACUUUUUUUCUUUUCAAGAUUUUUUCUUAAAAAGAUGAGAGAAACAUAUUUUUUCAGGAAAAACAAACUUUUAAAAAAAGAGGAGAAUAAAACGUUUUCUCCCCUUUCCCCAUCCUCUGUCUAUCCCUCUUUCCCAGGAACAAAUCAAAAGGUGGAUUAUCUCGUGAAGAAUGGAAACUGUUAGUCCAGAAUGAUGUCUUUUUCUCAAUGCAGUGAGUUGUAGAUUCUCUAGUUUUCUCCCUAGGGAUGGGAAGGGGGCAUUGAGGCACGCCUGAAGAGGAGCCCGGGGAGCAGGGUCAUGAACUUUUCUUUAGUGAAGGAGGAAUACAAUCAAGGGUUUUGUAUUCAGAAUGUUGUGCAAUAUUUUGGAAUGGGACGUUGGUGUGUUUAGAGAUUUUAGUUUAAAAACAGAACAAAAAGAUCAAAUCUGUACAGUUUCUAUUGUUCCAGAUUUUUUUAAGUUUGUAUUAAAAGCAUGAUAUAUGAUA